This is a messenger RNA of Trichomonas vaginalis G3, 213 nucleotides long. RefSeq lists its product as uncharacterized. The record is from RefSeq and is a predicted model, not a curated record. NCBI's taxonomy places the organism in Eukaryota, Parabasalia, Trichomonadida, Trichomonadidae. The transcript has a single exon. Bases 1 to 213 code for a protein of 70 amino acids.
AUGAUGACAAAGAUAUUAGAACGUAACAGUGUAGUUAAUGAACCAAACAUGGACCCAAUUGAACGUGAGAAGGAAACUAAAGAGAAUCAAGAAUAUGUUCAAUCAAUGGAAGAGAAAAGAAUACACUUCGAUGAUGAACCAGAGCCUGAACCAGAACCUCCUAAACCUCAGCCACAAAUAAGACGAAUAAUCCCAAGAAUAAGAAGAUUGUAA